GGUGGUGGUGGCGGUUAUGGUUUCGGAAUGGGAGGGGGUGGUGGUGGCGGCGGUGGAGCCGACCUCCAUGUGUCGGCUAACGAGAAGGCCACAAUGCAGAACCUGAACGACCGCCUGUCCAACUACUUGGAGAAGGUGCGCUCUCUGGAGGUGGCCAACGCCGAGCUGGAGCUGAAGAUCAGUCAGUUCCUGGAGAGCAAGACGUCUCCCAGCGCUCGCGACUACUCUGCCUUCUACGCUACUAUCGCCGACCUGCAGGACAAGAGCCAGGAUGCCACUCGUGUAAACGGAGGUAUCAGUGACAAUGCAACGCUCGCUGCAGAUGUCUUCAGAACCAAGUAUGAGAACGAGCUGGCCAUGCGUCAGUCGGUGGAGGCGGACAUCCCCGGGCUGAAAAGGAUGCUGGACGAGAUGACCAUGGCCAGAUCUGACCUGGAGAUGCAGAUUGAGGGGUUGAAGAAGGAGCUCAUCUAUCUCAAGAAAAACCAUGAGUGA
Messenger RNA from Salvelinus fontinalis (brook trout), 495 nucleotides. RefSeq names its product keratin, type I cytoskeletal 13-like. The transcript is spliced from 5 exons. Bases 28 to 495 code for a protein of 155 amino acids. Lineage: Eukaryota; Metazoa; Chordata; Actinopteri; Salmoniformes; Salmonidae. Gene Ontology annotation, molecular function: structural molecule activity. The record is from RefSeq and is a predicted model, not a curated record.